ACGGCCUAGAUGUGCUGUAGAGUGCAGUAAUGGCCACGCAGGAGACCGCAGCGGUGCCAAUGCAAAGACGUGUGUCUCCAAAGCCUGUUGACCAGGAAGGAGAGAACACGGCCUGGCUACACGCUCACUACGACCCAGUCGCGUCACUGUAUACAUUUACGUCUUGUCUCGCUUUAUCUGAUUUGAAUGCUGAUGGUGAUCACAAGCUACUGGUUGCUGAUCUCGGGACAGGAAGAUACAACAUGAAACUGAAAGUGUAUAAAGGAACAGCUCUGCACAUGGAAAGUGCUAUCGUUGAUCUGCCAACUGGAGUAUGUACGUUUUAUAUGGACCAAAAUGAACCGCUAAUACCAGCUGUAGCUGUAGCUUCUGGACCAUUUAUAUACAUAUACAAGAACUCCAGACCUUAUUUCAAGUUUACGACUCCUCCACUAGAGGUGAAUGCUGUUGAGACAUAUGUGUGGAAUCAAGUGAAAGAGGGCAUUAUUGAUAUCAACAUACUGAAACAAAAAUUGAUUGAACUAAAGAAUGAAGUUGGAGAACAUUCACUUACAGUUCGAUCUUUGAGGCUACUCCAGUUGCCUCCAGAGGACAUGGAUGCAUUUGUGAGUCAGCACAAGUACAUGGUGUUGAAGAAGCAGACUGUGAUCACUUGCAUCAACACACUCAAGAAAACACACAGUGAAGAGAGUGCUAUUAGUUGUCUGGUGAUUGGAACAGAAGCAAGUCAUGUAUUUAUACUUGACCCCCAAGCAUUUACUAUUUUGGCGACAAUGACACUUCCAAGUGUGCCUGCUUUCAUGUCUGUUGGUGGGCUAUUCGACGUGGAGUACAGUAUAGUAGUGUCAUGUAGAGAUGGCAACAUCUACACUUUAAAGAGAGGGAGUAAAACUGCCAAGUAUUGCAUUGAAUUAUCGUCUCAACCAGUAGGAAUGGAACGAGUUGGUAAGAACAUCAUUGUCGCAUGUAUGGACAGAACACUUGUGUGCUACUCACCCAAGGGGAAGAAACUGUGGACAGUGUAUCUUCCUGAUGACAUUACUGCACUUGAGUUAAUGCAGCAUGAAGCAAGAGGAUUUAAAGCAAUAAUGGUUGCUCUGAAGAACAGAGAUGUUCACUUGUACAAGGACAAAUACCUUGUCAAUGUACUGAAGUGUGAGGAUGUUGUCAAUGCAAUGAAAUUUGGACGGUUUGGUCGUGAAGACGGUGCAUUGAUAAUGACUACUAAAGGUGGUGGAUUAAUAAUCAAACUGUUGAAGAGGACAGCAAAUUUUGAAGCACGAGAACUGGCUCCAGGCGCACCUGCUUCUCAGUCUGUGAAGCUAAAUAUUCCUCGCAAAAGCAAAGUGGCUGUUGAUCAAAUUCAUCGCGAGAGAGCAAAUAGCAUAGAAAUGCAUCAAGUGUUUCAGAAAGAUCUCGUAAAAUUGCAACUUGAAGCAACAAGGGGCUACAUCAAAUCUCUACACUCCAGCCUCAAUCCAGUGUCUUCUUCACAAGCAGAACCAGUAAAGCUAUCAGCAAGGGUACAGGGCAUAGGUCCAUUAUUCAAGAUGACAGUCGAACUGCAGAAUACGUCAUCUACAAACUCAUUGAUCAAGCUAUUGAUCGCAUUUCGAUAUGAUGAUAAUUUGUAUUCUCUUUCCCGCCCUCUGAUCCAGGUUCCUUUUCUUGUACCUUCACUCUUGUACUCGUUUGAAACUCUAGUGCAGUGUCACAGUGAUGCUGGUGUUACGGACUCUAUUAAGGCUUAUCUAUUGCGAGAAGGAAGUAGUGUACCAAUAAUAAGUGCUGCUAUCAAUAUGCCUGUCAGUGAAAGUGUGGUAAUUGUAUAACCCGGUUGCCUACUAGUAGCUGUCUGGUAGCUGAUGUAUAUUUGUGUGGCCAUGAUAUCAAUGUAUGUAUAGUUGUUUUAAUUGAUUAAGCAGUUGAAAAUUUUAUCAA
Messenger RNA from Corticium candelabrum, 1941 nucleotides. RefSeq names its product Bardet-Biedl syndrome 1 protein-like. Gene Ontology annotation, cellular component: BBSome; axoneme; centrosome. Gene Ontology annotation, biological process: non-motile cilium assembly; protein localization to cilium. Lineage: Eukaryota; Metazoa; Porifera; Homoscleromorpha; Homosclerophorida; Plakinidae. The record is from RefSeq and is a predicted model, not a curated record. Gene Ontology annotation, molecular function: patched binding; smoothened binding. The transcript has 19 exons. Bases 30 to 1832 code for a protein of 600 amino acids.